AUGCCUGCCCUCACAGUUCCACCUGUCGCUCACUGGGUCCCCGCACCUGUCACAAAGCAGGAGAUCGAAUUCGCCGAUCUUGCGGUCAUCGAUCUCUCCAAAACCAAGACACCAGAGGGCCGAGCGGAGGUGGCUAUCAUCGCCCGCGAUGCUAUGCACAAGCAGGGUUUUUUCUACGUGAUUAAUCACGGGCUGGACAAAGCAGAGGUCGACCGUAUGAUCGACAUCGCUGCUGUACCGUUCCAGCAAGUAGCAGACGAAGAAAAACGGCGUUAUGAAGCUAGGAUUAAGCAGACAGGCACUUACUACGGCUAUAAGCUGCCUCAAUACUGGCACAUCUCGAAUGGAGUCAAAGACAGAAUUGAACAUUAUAAUUUCACCCGAGACGUCUCUCUGAGGGAGCACCCUACUGCUCUGCGUCCAUUCUUACCAGAGAUUCAAGACUUCAUCGAGUUCACUCAUAAGAAGGUCAUGAACGAAGUCGAGAGCUUGCUUUCACUCGGCCUUGAGCUUCCGGAGAAUACGCUACCAGACCUGCACCCUUAUGACGAAAGCAACCACUCUUUCUUCAGGUUCAUGCUUUACAACCCUCGCUCUGAGGAUGAAGAAACAAAGACAGGAGGCGUUUGGAUGAAGGGGCACGCAGACCAUACCAGUCUUACAGCAUUGUGGAGUCAACCUGUCACUGCUUUGCAGAUCAUGGAUCACGAUGGCAAAUGGCGAUUCAUCAAACACGUAGACAAUGCCUUGGUCAUCAACUGUGGAGAUUUUACCGAAUAUCUCUCUGGUGGCUAUUAUAAGUCCGCCAUCCACCGUGUCAUCCAGCCUCCUGAGGAUCAACAUGGGUACAAGAGACUCGGCCUCUAUUACUUCCAUUACACGGCCGACGAUGUGCGCUUGAGUCCGUUGUUGGAGAGUCCUGUCUUACAGCGGGAGGGCAUCUCCAAGAAACUCGAGGGCGAGGCACCGACGAUGCAUGAUUGGAGGGUCGGGCGCACGGCCACUUACGGGGUUUCUGAGCUGAAGAAAGAUGCAGAUCAAGGGAUUGAGUAUGAGAUCGUGAAUGGCGCCCGUGUCAGGCAUUAUAACUAGUCCUCCCAUAUGUGAAAUUGUCGACCCGCUGAUGUAUGUGUUUUGUUCAAGUUCGGAUAGUGACGCACUUUUGUAGGCUUUGACCAGCAAUGCCCCGAAAACACGCUGAGUAGCGUUACUUUUUACC
Heterobasidion irregulare TC 32-1 is the source of this 1219-nucleotide messenger RNA. RefSeq lists its product as uncharacterized. The record is from RefSeq and is a predicted model, not a curated record. Bases 1 to 1092 code for a protein of 363 amino acids. The transcript has 10 exons. Gene Ontology annotation, molecular function: dioxygenase activity. NCBI's taxonomy places the organism in Eukaryota, Fungi, Basidiomycota, Agaricomycetes, Russulales, Bondarzewiaceae.